Messenger RNA from Phasianus colchicus (ring-necked pheasant), 1682 nucleotides. Lineage: Eukaryota; Metazoa; Chordata; Aves; Galliformes; Phasianidae. The record is from RefSeq and is a predicted model, not a curated record.
CUUUGCAAGUCCCACUUGUGUUGCACAUCCCAGUCCCAUUGCAAGUCCCACUUGUGUUGCACGUCCCAGUAGUUUUGCACACCCCAACAGCUUUAUAAGUCCCAGUUGUGUUGCACAUCCCAGUUGCAUUGCACACCCCAGUAGCUUUGCAAGUCUCAGCUGUGUUGCACGUCCCAGUUGCGUUGCACACUCCAACAGCUUUGCACAUCCCAGUUGUGUUGCACGUCCCAGUUGCAUUGCACGUCCCAGUUGUGUUGCAAGUCCCAGUUGUGUUGCACGUCCCAGUUGCGUUGCAAGUCCCAGUUGUGUUGCACGUCCCAGUUGCAUUGCACAACCCAGUAGCUUUGCACACCCCAGUUGCAUUGCACGUCCCAGUAGCAUUGCACACCCCAACAGCUUUACAAGUCCCAGUUGUGUUGCACGUCCCAGUCCCAUUGCAAGUCCCAGUUGUGUUGCACAUCCCAGUUGUGUUGCACGUCCCAGUCCCAUUGCAAGUCCCAGUUGUGUUGCACAUCCCAGUUGCGUUGCACGUCUCAGUGGCAUUGCAAGUCCCAGUUGUGUUGCACGUCCCAGUUGCAUUGCAAGUCCCAGUCCUCUUGCACAUCCCAGUUGUGUUGCACGACCCAGUUGCAUUGCAAGUCCCAGUUGCAUUGCACACCCCAGUCCCAUUGCAAGUCCCAGUUGUGUUGCACACCCAUCAGCUUUGCAAGUCCCACUUGUGUUGCUCAUCCCAGUUGUGUUGCACGUCCCAAUUGCGUUGCACACCCCAGUCCCAUUGCAAGUCCCAGUUGUGCUGCACAUCCCAGUUGUGUUGCACACUCCAACAGCUUUACAAGUCCCAGUUGCAUUGCACAUCCCAGUUCCAUUGCAAGUCCCAGUUGCAUUGCACAUCCCAGUUGUGUUGCAAGUCCCAGUUGUGUUGCACAUCCCAGUUACGUUGCACGUCUCAGUAGCUUUACAAGUCCCAGUUGUGUUGCACGUCCCAGUUGCGUUGCACGCCCCAGCAGUUUUGCACAUCCCAGUUGUGUUGCACACCCCAACAGCUUUACAAGUCCCAGUUGCGUUGCACAUCCCAGUUCCAUUGCAAGUCCCAGUUGUGUUGCACAUCCCACUUCUGUUGCACGUCCCAGUUGUGUUGCACACCCCAGUCCCAUUGCAAGUCCCAGUUGCGUUGCACAUCCCAGUUCCAUUGCAAGUCCCAGUUGCGUUGCACGUCCCAGUUGUGUUGCACACCCCAGCAGUUUUGCACGUCCCAGUUGCAUCGCACACCCCAGUCCCCUUGCAAAUCCCAGCUGCGUUGCACGUGUCAGUGGCAUUGCAAGUCCCAGUUGUGUUGCACGUCCCAGUUGCAUUGCACACCCCAACAGCUUUACAAGUCCCAGUUGCGUUGCACAUCCCAGUUCCAUUGCAAGUCCCAGUUGCGUUGCACGUCCCAGUUGUGUUGCACAUCCCACUUGUGUUGCACGUCCCAGUUGCGUUGCACGUCCCAGUUGCAUCGCACACCCCAACAGCUUUGCACGUCCCAGUUGCAUCGCACACCCCAGUCCCCUUGCAAAUCCCAGCUGCGUUGCACCCCCCAACCCCUUUGCACGUCCCGGUUUCCUUGCACACCCCUCCCUCCCCUUCUGCUCAUCAUUCGGGGGAUGGAGGGGGAUGGAAGAGGAGAGGGGGGGCUUCCAGGG